Aplysia californica (California sea hare) is the source of this 2163-nucleotide messenger RNA. Its product is annotated as immune-associated nucleotide-binding protein 4. NCBI's taxonomy places the organism in Eukaryota, Metazoa, Mollusca, Gastropoda, Aplysiida, Aplysiidae. The coding region runs from base 315 to 1418 and encodes 367 amino acids. The record is from RefSeq and is a predicted model, not a curated record. Gene Ontology annotation, molecular function: GTP binding. The transcript is spliced from 2 exons.
AGUUUGUCUUGGUUUGCGAUUGGUUGCUUUGGGCCUUAGGCAAAGUGGACGUCUUCGCAGGAAGAAACAGAAAUCUACUUAAACUUGGUUAGCACUGUCUGGUCGACAUUUAACCGAUAAACAUUUUCACCGUCAAGCUGUUGAUUUGCAAACUAGAUCUAGAUCUAGAUCUAGAGAUCAAGUGUUCCUCUACAAAAGUCGGCCUGGUACACUCAGUAAAAAAUACACCCGCCAGUCUUUUCCAUUCGUUGACUACAUCUAGAUCUACUACCAACACAACUGGCCGUCAGCGUUGAGCUUUUUUGUUCUCCAGAAUGGCCAGUGAUCCGUGCAAUGGCAACGAAGUUGACCUUUUUUUGCUGGGGAAGACCGGCCAUGGGAAAAGCUCCACGGGCAACUCCAUCCUGGGCCGAGAGGCGUUCUGUGUGUCGGAUAGCUCCGACUCGGAAACCUACGUGGUGCAGGUGGGCUGGGCUCGCAGAUGUGGCCGGCAAGUCAAGGUGGUGGAUGGACCUGGUGUUUGCGAGACCCGGUUAGACAAAGGGAGCGCCGCCAAGAAGAUGUGUGACGACAUGGCUCAGGGUAUCCUGCAGUGCCCGCAAGGCUUUCAUGCCCUGAUACUUGUGCUCAAGUAUGGAAACAGGUUCACGGAAGAAGAACUCUCCACUGUCUCUAUGCUCAAGUCCUUGUUUGGAGAGAAUUUUGUGAGAGAUUACUGCAUCCUCAUCUUCACGCAUGGAGAGUUGUUUGAUAUGAACAAUCGACGAAACCCAAAACCGUUUUCUCAGUGGUGUCAAGAGCAAACUGGAGCACUGAAAACUGUGUUUGAAGAAUGUGCCUAUAAGGCUGUAUUGUUCUACAAUAUUGAUGAAACGAAAGCCGACUCGCAGCUGGAAGAACUAUAUUCUUUGGUGGAUGGGCUGAAGAGCAAGGGCAAACGGUAUACAAAUGAAAUGUUUGCUAAAGUUGCCAAGGACAGAGAGCAGUUAAUAGUUCGAGAGAACGCACCCCAACUCAGAGAAACAAUUCAGGCCAAAAUUGACCUUCUCAUUGACGGUGUUAACAGUGUUAAAGAAGCGACAGAGCUAGACGCAGCGACCAAAGAAAGAUUGGACUUGUUGAGAGAGGACGCCCGUGCUUUGGAGGUAGAAAUUUCUGUCCAGGACAAGGGUACCAGCGUGCUGGACAGCCUGAGACAAGUUGUGGUCAACAUACAAGAGAGCGUCGCGAGCCAGGAGAGAGCCUUGGUUGAGCGCAAAGACAAAGAAGCCAGCGAGAAGGCGCUCCAGGCGGCCAAAAAACAAUACAACCAGAGUCUGGACCAACUCAGACAAGAGCAGAAAAAGAGGAAGAAGAGAGGAUUCUGGGGAUUUAUCUCGGACGUGGGCAAUUUCCUCGGUAAUCUGUUCAAAUUUUGAGGCCAGAUCUCAUGGAGGCCCAUAAGUGUAGUGACAGACCACCCACGGGAUGACAUUCUCAUACAUGUUAUAUGAUGUGAACUCCACUCUAGAGACAAUUGAAGACACGUGAAUUCACUGAACAGCUCUAUGCGCCGGGCAUUUUUAUUUCUGUUUUGAUUUUUACUGAGAAUGAUACUAUUGUAACUUUUGUUGAUUGUAUUAUUAUUAUAUUCAAGAUUUUAAAAAUAUUUUGUAUGAUAAGAAAAGAAGUGUACUGAGUUUUCUACGAAAGAAUGAAUGAUAAAAUUGAUAGUAUGUGUUAAAGUGUAUGCUUCCAGAAACAAUAUAUAUAUAUCUAUGUACAAACUAUUUCUGAAAUUUUCAAAAUAAGAAGUAAAGUAAACGAACUGCCUCUGCAGAUUCUCAAAUUAUAUAUUGCCCGUAGGUGCUCUUUAGAAAUUAGAAAAUAAAGGCAUAAAAUUAUGUAUGUAAACAGAUCUUAACUUUCAGUCAUUGCCACAAACUAUUUGGCCUCACAAAGUUCAGUUGUUGUUUAUGUUCUGUUCAUUUUAUACACAUUGAAAAAAGGUCAAUGGAUAAACAGGUUGAAGACACACCCAAACAAGCUCUCAUGGCAUCAUCGCAAUAUCUCCACAAUUACAAAAAAGUAAUAAUAAAUCGCUUUACACAGUGUGAAGAGCAUCGUCCUUAUCUAGAUGUGAAAAAGACGAAGGAGCUAAUCAAAGAUUUCAAAAUAAAAAAA